UAUUGUAGAUACAGUUUUGCUCCAAAAAAUGACAAAAUACAAGUUUGCCAUACAAAGUGGGGGGAAAAUAAAAGAUUAGUGUAAAACGAAAAGUAAAUGAUGAAAAAGAAAGAGAAAGAUAAAGAGGGACAAAAAUAGAAGCAUAAAUAAAACAAAAGAGCAAUUGAUUGUGAAGAAGAGGUGAGGGGAAGGGAAGAGAAGAGAAGUGAAGGAGUGUGGGUGAUGAUGGUUUAAGAACCAAUCCAAACCAUCAUUGCGAAUCUUGGGACGGCCUAGCCCACCAUCAUUUUACAAGCCCUAGCCAUAAGUCCCAUAAUUGUCCCUCUCAUAUCCAUAAUGCCAAACAUAAUACCGAAAAUGCCCCUAAAACCCAAAAAUACUUAAAAAAAAAAAAAAAAAAAAACCCAUCAUCAUUCACAUGACGCCAUAUCCACCAUCAUACAACCAAAACAUUAAAAUCUUUUUUAGGCUCUUAACCGGCCGCCUUCCAUGCUUACACAUGCAUGAUUGUUGUGUCAGACAGAGAGGGGCAUGUCCCCCCCUCAUGAGCCUUUCUCUCUCUGUUUCUUUUUUAUCUGUCUUACUUUAUUUUUCUCCAUUGCCAACCUGCUCUAUAAAUUAACAUCAUCUUUGUUCUCUUUGUCCCUCACUUAUCUCCUUGGGACUUCUUCUUCCUCUUUUACUGAUCUACUUGUUGUUAGAAGGAAAAGAAAAGAAAAGAAAAAAAAAAAAAAAAAAAACCAGAUACAUACACUAGCUUCCUCGGCCAAAGCUCUCUAACCAACCCAAACACAAAAGAGGGAUAUCAGAGACGAUCUGAAAAAGUUUUAAUUCACGGCAAUGGAAAGGCUAAACUCAAAGCUGUACUUGCAGAACUGUUACAUAAUGAAAGAAAAUGAGAGGCUGAGGAAGAAAGCACAGCUUCUGAACCAGGAGAAUCAAGCACUGCUUUCUGAGCUGAAACAGAAACUCACAAAGACAAACUCAAAAAGCAAUGCUGCAAAAGCUAUUCCUGAUCUGAAUCUGAGCUCAAGCUCCAACCAAAAUCCUUCCGGUUCUAGCAACUGAUGGUAAAAAUGUGUAGGUGGAUAUAUUAAUAUCAUGACCCCACAAAUUCAACUAAGGAUUACUUUUUUGUGUAAUACCAUAGUCGACCUCCAACAGCAGCACAGCAGCAGUAGCAGUAGUGGUAGUGGUAGUAGUACCAGUUUUAGUUAUAUAGGACAGGACUUGUAUUUUCCAUUGGGUUUACUUGUGCUUCCAUUUCCAUCUUUUAUCGUAUCUUCUUUUUUUGGGGGUUAGGAUAUGAAUUUCUGCUCUUACAGGAUAUUGUAUCAGCCUAUCUGCCAGAAUCCAAUAUAGUAUCGUUGUAGUUUUAGAUCU
Molecule: messenger RNA, 1383 nt
Organism: Ziziphus jujuba (common jujube)
Lineage: Eukaryota; Viridiplantae; Streptophyta; Magnoliopsida; Rosales; Rhamnaceae
Product: protein LITTLE ZIPPER 3
Exons: 2
Coding region: 841-1068 (75 amino acids)
Source: RefSeq, a predicted model, not a curated record